This is a messenger RNA of Leptidea sinapis, 1433 nucleotides long. RefSeq lists its product as uncharacterized. Bases 199 to 1365 code for a protein of 388 amino acids. NCBI's taxonomy places the organism in Eukaryota, Metazoa, Arthropoda, Insecta, Lepidoptera, Pieridae. The transcript is spliced from 4 exons. The record is from RefSeq and is a predicted model, not a curated record.
ACGAGAAGCGGCGAUGUAUGUAACACAAUAUCAAACUAUCGCUUAGUGAUGCUGGAUACAGCUAAAUUGAGGAUUGUCCUUGAUGGCAAGCUGCAAUCAGUCGGCGGUCGCGUAGUUGAUCUCUUGUGGCCUCCGCGUACACCGGACGCCCCGAGCACGUGUGAUUCGAGUUUAUAACUGAGCUGCCAGAAGUCAAACAUGGAAGAAGGUCAUCCACUACAAUCUCUGCUCCGCAAGAUUGCCGACGAACAGAACUUUACCGCCGCCACCAUUGAUGUCACGCCGACCACGAGCGACGGCGCCAACUACACCAGCAAAUUGUACCUGGCGACCAUCUCCCAGGAGGGCCGACAGGAGCUCAAGCUGUUCGCGAAGGUGGCGAACGUGGGAGAGAAGAUGCGAGCGAUGGCACCCUUCCGCAUAUUUGACACAGAAAUAUUCUUCUACACAAAGCUGAUUAAGACGUACAGAGAGCUCGAAGACAACCACGAUGUCCCCGCAGAGAACAGACUCGUCACGGCCAGAUUCUACGGCUACGACGACACGUACCUGCAAGAGACCCUGGUGUGGGAGGACUUGACGGCCAAAGGUUUCCAAAUGUUCGACAGGUUUAAGAGUUUUGACUGGGCAUACGCUUCCGAGAGUGUGACUCAGUUGGCCAGGCUCCAUGCCUUGUCGAUAGCGUACUCCAUUGAGCGGCCGGACGACUUCCUAAAGGACGCACAAUCUGUGAAGAUGCAGGAUAGGUCGGAUCAGAUGAACAGUUUUGUCGAGACCGCGAUUGCAAAAGUAUUGACAGUAGUGAAAGAAGAGCGAAAGGAGAAACUGAGAACUUUCAUCAAAAAAAUGGCGGAAGAGAAUAAUUUUAGAGGAUUGAUGUCGCCACUCAGACGCGGAGUGUUCAGUCACAGUGACUUCCGACCCAGCAACUUGAUGCAUCGAUACAAUAAGGACGGAUCCGUGCAGGUGAUUCCGAUCGACUAUCAGACCGUGCAGCAUGGCAACCCCAUCACCGAUCUGCUGUACUUCGUGUUCACGGGGUCGGACGGUGCGUUCCGCCGCCAGCACUACCGGCCCCUGCUCAGUCACUACCACGCGCAGCUCAGCGCGGCCCUACGAGCCCUGCACCUCGAUCCCGCCACCGUCUACCCCGAGAGCCACUUCGAGCUCGACCUGCGCGAGGUGCUGCCGUACGGGCUACUCGUAAGCUGCAUGCUGCUAACGAUGGUGACGGUGGACGCCGAGAACGCGCCCGUGCUCACUGAAGACUCUGACGUCAUGGACUUCCUAAUGGCACCCAGCGAGCUGUGCAAGAUGAGGCUCGCGGAGAUUGUGGACGACUUUACAGAGAUGGGAGUGAUAUGAGCCUUGGAUACCGCACAAAUGUAUUGUUUACCUGCUUGAGAACUUAUAAUAUAAAUUAUUGUAACGUU